This is a messenger RNA of Oxyura jamaicensis (ruddy duck), 1783 nucleotides long. It is a transcript of the gene UBOX5, whose product is annotated as U-box domain containing 5. The record is from RefSeq and is a predicted model, not a curated record. Bases 68 to 1669 code for a protein of 533 amino acids. Gene Ontology annotation, cellular component: nucleus. Gene Ontology annotation, biological process: protein polyubiquitination. The transcript is spliced from 5 exons. Gene Ontology annotation, molecular function: ubiquitin-ubiquitin ligase activity; ubiquitin protein ligase binding. Lineage: Eukaryota; Metazoa; Chordata; Aves; Anseriformes; Anatidae.
GCGGCGGCGGCAGCGCCGGGCCCGCUGAAUCUGAUGCUCAGGAAGUGAGCCCUCUGCAGCUGCCAAGAUGGUAAUCAACGUCUGUCUCCCCCAGUUCAAGCCGAGAAUUCACUGCAACAAGAUUUCUGCCGACGGCUACGAAGUGGAGAACCUGAUCUCUGAAGACCUCGCCAGGAGAAACCGCGGCUUCCGCAGCGAGUACUUCAUCAAACCCCCCGUCCACGUCACCAUCUCCUUCCCCUUCAACAUUGAGAUCUGCAGGAUCAACAUCGACGUCUCCUCCGGAGGCUACCAAACCUUCUCCGGGCUCGAAGUUUACACCUCUACCUCGUGCAACAAAACCUCCUGGCAGAACCCCGAGGGGCAUUUCUCAGGCCUGGCCGGUCAGCCCGUGUCGGACAAAGACGUUUUCACCCUGGUGGGCAAAGCUGUCUUAAAAAAUCAAAGCAAGGUGACGUUCGGCCACCGAGGCUUCAAGCCGAGGCCUCCCUUCCAUCAGAUGGAGAACGUUUGCUCCUACCCCGGCUCCGUGUCGCAAGAGCUGUGGAACAAAGGGCCCGCCUCGCUCAGCAACGUCUCGCACCUGAGGCUCUGCAUCACCCACGUGGCCGGGGGCGGCCUGCCAUGCAUCAAGAGGCUGGAGGUGUGGGGGCAGCCUGCCAAGUCGUGCCCGCAGGAGGUGAUCGAGGGGGUUUUUCAGCUGGCCUCCCAGUGCCUCGCCCAGGACGGCGGCAGCCUCAAGCCGGAGCUCUGGACGCCGAUGGAGAGCGACUGCGUGCCCUUGGGCGCCAACGACGGCGAGCGGCAGGCCCUCCGCAAGCUGGUGGACGCGGUCCAGGACAUCCCCGAAGAAUUCCUGGACCCCAUCACCCUGGAGAUCAUGACCUUCCCCGUGCUCCUGCCCUCCGGGAAGGUGAUCGACCAGAGCACCUUGGAGAAGUGCAACCGGAGCGAGGCGGCGUGGGGCAGGGUGCCCAGCGACCCUUUCACCGGGGUGGCUUUCGGCCAGCACUCGCAGCCCCUGCCUCACCCCACCCUCAAGGCCAGGAUCGAUCAUUUCCUCCUGCAGCACAGCGUCCCCGGCACCAACCUGCUCGGGAGGGCUCACGCCCCCGAGACGCUCGUUCCUUCCUCCGUCACCAUCUCCGCUCUGAAGAGGAAAAUGGACUGCGUGGAUCCCGGCUCCGCCCAGCCGCUUUAUUUUUCUGCCACACACUUACUCGUCGCGGCUACCUCAGAGAACAGUGCUAAAAAAAUGAAAACGGACAGUGACUCGCACCUGAUCCAAAUGGACUGCUCCACAGACGCGAUCCCUCACGAGCAAAAACUCGCGGAGAGUUUGGACACGGCCUUGACCUCGGCGCUCAGCUCCAUGCCGUCCUUCACGGCCAAGCUGAUGAAAGGGCAGCAGCAGGGCGAGGGAGGCUGCAGCACCUCGUGGAACGCCGCCUCCGGCCUCGAGCACGGCAGGAGCGGCCAGCCCCAGGGGUGCGCGUCCUGCGGCAAAACCUUCUCGCCCUACUUCAAGACGGAGCCCGUUUACCAGCUCCCCUGUGGCCACCUCCUGUGCCGCCCCUGCUUGGCCGAGAAGCAGAAGUCCCCGGCCGUGGCGUGCGGGAGCUGCAAGCGGUCGGUGGCCACGCACGAAGUCAGGAGGGUUCACUUCUAACCUGCCGGGAGGACCGAGGGAACAGGAGCUGCCGCCGCCGCCCGCGUGGAUUCGUACGAGGACGACGGCCUUUGGAGAGCUUGCCGGCUGAGCCCCCGUAAUCGUGGAGAGGAU